UUAUGCUUCUUAAUAUUUGUCAGUUCUGUAUGUUUGAGUUUUGAAUGUUUUUUAUUUCGAAAAUAAGCAUAAGCAAAUAAAUCAACAUAAUAUCAAUUUCUAAUGAGAAGAGCUUCUGAAAAUUACAUCCACUAUGGGCGAAAUGUGCGUAUUGGUAAUUGGUAUGAAGACUUUUCUCUUGAAGAGGAUGAAAUUAAGACAUUUCUUCGUAAACGUCAUAAAAGUGAACUACUAAUCCAAAAGACUCGUUUGUUAUUUGUUAAUUUUCAUGCCAAAGUCGAUAUAGAUAGUUCACCUAAUCAUAUUCGUUUUGGGGCAGUGGUUCAGCUUCUGUCAUGUAUGAAGUCUUGUCCUGACAAUAGUGAUCCAAAUUUUCCAUCGGCAUUAUCUGUCAUUAUCAAUGAACAAGUUGUACGAAAAAGUCGUCUAAAAAUCAAUGAUUUAUGUGAAUUGACUGUUGCGCCAUCUGUGCAACCUUGUGUGAGAAAUACAUUCAAAAUUAUGAGCGCUGAUAAUCGAGAUCGAAAUGGAGAACCUCUGAGAUUUGGUGAGCAUUUUAUAAUACAAUGCGUUGAUGCGGAGGAACAGCCCCUUUUGCUAUUAAGCAUGCAGAAGUCUGCUAAUCUGACAUAUAUGGCCCAGACUACUUUUGAAUCUUGUAAGCGUGGUGAAAUUAAUCUUUCAGUUGCAUUGUGCUUGAAAAAGAACAUUGGUCCCGGCAAAGAUAUCCCAUAUGCAUAUUCAAAAUGGCGUUGCUAUCAUUCAGAUCCUAAUAAGCGUUUUGAAACAGAAGGUCAGCCUGUACCGAAAAAUUGUCCACUUAUAAUAACACAUUUGGCAACAAAUCGAAAUUUAUCAACUGAAAAUAUUCUUAUUCAAACACUUUUUGGACCGGAAUUUCUUGUUUCGGUUCAAAAUUAUAUCGAUUUUUCUAGAAGACUAAGUCCUAAAAAUCUAUGGAUUAUUUCAAUUGGAAAUAAAAAGGAUUCGGAGGAAGAAAAAUUGCCUGAUGAAAUAAAUAAAUAAUUUGAAAACU
Eupeodes corollae is the source of this 1036-nucleotide messenger RNA. Its product is annotated as cilia- and flagella-associated protein 161. The record is from RefSeq and is a predicted model, not a curated record. The transcript has 6 exons. Gene Ontology annotation, biological process: cilium assembly. Bases 103 to 1026 code for a protein of 307 amino acids. NCBI's taxonomy places the organism in Eukaryota, Metazoa, Arthropoda, Insecta, Diptera, Syrphidae. Gene Ontology annotation, cellular component: motile cilium.